UACUGUUGUAUCCACAAAACAAGGUUAAACUAUCGAGCGAGUAACAUUGCUAACUUAACAUUUUAAAUUAACACUUAAAGGAUAUAUUGUUUUAUUUGUGUAAGACAGUGAUUGUAAAAAUGAGAAAUUACAAAAGGGAUAUGUCUGUUGAUUCGGAUGCUGACAUGUCAGGUGACGAGUGCAACUUUACAUUCCAAGAUUCGGUAUACCUUGCUGAACAAGAGGAUAGGCUUAUAAAAGGGUUGUUUGAAGCCGCACGUGUCCUUGAAAUGUGCCCUGACAUUGUUGAAACAUGCAUACUCCCAAGUGGUAAAAGUCAGGACAUAUCAACACACAUCCAACACAAGUUGAUUGAGGCCUACUGCUGGGAAAAUGACAUUCAGAUUGUCGAGCUAGAUCAUGCAGAAUUCCAGCAUACAAUCAAAGUGCAGCGUAACAAAUCCAUGGACUUGUCAACCAUCGAAUGUGUGCUUAUAACAUCUAAACCAGUUGAAGACGAACUUGAUGGAACAUGUACUGAGAUGGAUGAAAACUUUGGUUGAAUAUGCAGUCAUAAUCAUAAUGGAAUUAUCAUUUAAUGGGACCCACAUAUCCUAUUACACUGUAUGAGGCGAUGCUUUUAGAAAGUCGGAAGAUGACAAUGAAGAUAUCAGCCCAUAAAUACAGCGAAUUUGUUAUAAAAGUUCGUUACAUUGAGAGUUGAAAUGCCUAGAGGACAUGCAUGGAGUCAUGGACAUUUAAUUCAUUGAUCCAUUUCUAAAUGAUCCAAGUUGGUGCAUAAUGAUAGAUAGAAGUAUUAUGAGUUGAGGGAAUAUAUAUGAACUGGUCUACAUGAACAAUGUAACACGUUUGAAUGAGCUACAGUGUUGAAUACAAAGCUAUUCUUCAAUAGCCUUCUGGUGCCUGAAAUGAUGAAGAUUAACUCUUAGAUGAUUCACUAAUGAACAUACUUGAUUGAUUAGAGGAGUUUGUUUUGUUUCCAGACAAAUAAAUUACCAGGACAUUGCCAUUGAUAGAUAGAUAUAUUCAUUUGAUGUACAACUUCAAAAGCUUCGAUGGUUUAAUUAGUGUAACUUAGAAAAAAAUCGACAUUUACUACUUAAACUGAUUUGUAUUUUAAGACAUUUCAGGGAAAAAACAACUUUUGGAUCAUACAUGAUUUUUAUUAUUUGAGCCAAUCCUUUAUUCUACUGGACUACAUAAACAUCUGUGAUUAUGAAAUAAAUGAAAAGUAUUUUGCAACAA
Molecule: messenger RNA, 1245 nt
Organism: Ruditapes philippinarum (Manila clam)
Lineage: Eukaryota; Metazoa; Mollusca; Bivalvia; Venerida; Veneridae
Product: growth arrest and DNA damage-inducible protein GADD45 gamma-like
Exons: 4
Coding region: 120-542 (140 amino acids)
Biological process (GO): regulation of cell cycle
Cellular component (GO): cytoplasm; nucleus
Source: RefSeq, a predicted model, not a curated record